AUGUUGAAGUAUUCCGGCGCCCGAUGCCUCGCGUUCGGGGCCUCCCUGGUGAGGCGGAACUUCUUCCCCCUCGGCUACUCCUCGGGGCCGAAAAACCGGCAAAUUCUCCUCCCGCCGAAUAAUUUUGACGGACGCGCGGUCAAUUCGAUGCGAAAACUCAAAAGUUCAACCCCCUCGCAGGAGUUGAUGGUUUCUCGCGAUAAAUUAAAACUUUUUUGCGAAAAUUGUCGAUUUUGUUGGGUCCACGACACCCUCACGGUGCGAUGUCCGGCCCACCCGACGGAGCAUAACCAACGCGAGAUAUGGAUUCACCCGACCUGGACAUGGGGGCGGCAGCAACCUUUUCAAUAUUAUAAAUACCUCCCUUUGACGAAAAAUCCACGAACGUUAAUGCCGCUCGCGAGGGAGGACGCGAAAUCGAUGAAUAAUGAGCGCCGCGCGCAGGGAUUGACCACGCGAACGCGGCUUUUGCAGAAGGACAAGCAGGGAAUUGCGCGGCGGAUUACCGGAUUGGGGGUGCGGAACCUCCGCUGGCAAACUCGAUUCCCUUUUCCGACGUAG
Messenger RNA from Phytomonas sp. Hart1, 561 nucleotides. The record is from the annotation of a GenBank genome assembly. NCBI's taxonomy places the organism in Eukaryota, Euglenozoa, Kinetoplastea, Trypanosomatida, Trypanosomatidae.